AUGCCCCCUUCCCCCCCCCGCCAGUACCAGGACAGCGACAACAAAAGGGUCCUGGAUUUGUUCACAAGGGGCAUGGAGGAGCACAUUCCCGCCACCUUCUGCCACGUGCUGACGCUGCCCCGAACCAUUCUGCUCUUACUUGGGUUGCCGCUUGCCAUGGUCCUGGUGUCUGGCUCCUGGCUGCUAGCGACUGUGUGCAUCUUCUCUCUGCUCCUAGUGCUGCGGCUCCUUGCCAGGCAGCCCUGGAAGGAGUAUGUGGCCAAGUGUUUGUAAACAGACAUGGCUGACAUCACCAAGUCCUACCUGAGUGUGUGUGGCUCAGGUUUCUGGGUGGCUGAGUCUGGGAACCAGGUGGUGGGCAUAGUGGGUGGUCUACCAAUCAAGGAUCCCCCAGUAGGGAGGAAGCAGCUGGAGCUCUUUCGUCUGUCUGUGUCCUCACAGCAUCGAGGACAGGGAAUAGCGAAAGCACUGGUCAGAACUGUCCUCCAGUUUGCACGGGACCAGGGCUACAGUGAUGUUGUCCUUGAGACCAGCGUCUUGCAGCGAAGUGCUGAGGCCCUCUACCUGAGCAUGGGCUUCUGGAGGACAGGCCAGUACUUCAUGAGUGUGUUCUGGAGGUUAGUGGAUAUUCCUGUAAUUCAAUUAAAGUAUUCUUUCCCUUCUGCCUAGGAAGUGGGGCUGGGACCUACGCUCCUGUGCAGCUGUUGGCCCCUCUCCACUCACAGGAACCAGUGAACCCUGUCAUGUCAGUGUGGUGACCAAUAAAAGCUCCUUGCUGAUGCACACCAGAGCCUAAUGCAUGUGAUGUUGGGGUGAGGGGAGGUCAUGGAGGAGGGGCGUUCUGAUACACUCUGGGUUUCUGGGGUGCCUGUGAUUUAUUUACUGAAGCCAACAUUACUGUUGAAUUAACUACUGCACAUAUUUCACUUUGAGUUUGGGGACUAGAAGUUUCUACUGGAGGGGGCAGCUCACCUAGCCCCAGGGCACAUGCAGUGCCAUCUAGAUGUCUGAAGUGCCAGCUCUCUGUGUGCUGUCCUGGUCCACAGGCCAGCUGAGCAAGGUUCAAGAGCUUUGAAGAGCAGCCAAAGUUCAGUCAAGGAAGAAACAAACACAGGCGUUCCGAGCACUGUGGGUGGUCCCUGCAGAACAUGC
Molecule: messenger RNA, 1152 nt
Organism: Cricetulus griseus (Chinese hamster)
Lineage: Eukaryota; Metazoa; Chordata; Mammalia; Rodentia; Cricetidae
Source: RefSeq, a predicted model, not a curated record